Molecule: messenger RNA, 279 nt
Organism: Penicillium expansum
Lineage: Eukaryota; Fungi; Ascomycota; Eurotiomycetes; Eurotiales; Aspergillaceae
Gene: dph3
Product: CSL family zinc fnger-containing protein
Exons: 2
Coding region: 1-279 (92 amino acids)
Biological process (GO): protein histidyl modification to diphthamide
Molecular function (GO): metal ion binding
Source: RefSeq, a predicted model, not a curated record
AUGGCCGACGACGGACUGAACAUCUACGACGAGAUCGAGAUCGAGGAUAUGACCUUCGACCCGAAUAUCCAGAUCUAUACAUACCCUUGCCCAUGUGGCGACCGAUUCGAGAUCGCAAUCGACGAUCUGCGCGACGGAGAAGAGAUCGCCGUGUGUCCGAGUUGCAGUCUGAUGAUCCGGGUUAUCUUCGACUUGGUAUGUUUCCCUAUCGUCCAACCAGACGCCGAUCUUCCUAAAGCCGAUGCGCAGAGUACGAGUGGCGUGGCUGUUCAGGCUUGA